AUGGGCAUUGUCAGUAGCAGACCCGAAGACGGGCCCUCUCUGUACCUGAGAGACCAGAAUCGACUCUCGAUCACCUCUCUCGUUGUCACAAGCCCGCGCAAGCGAUCAUCUAUUAGCGUCGUUCCCAAUGCAUUCCCCGCCACGAGGCUCUCCGUCUCCCAACUUACUGGCGAUGGUGUGCCUGUUGAGUUUGUUCAGGACCCAGAGAUACCUGCCACUGGAGGUCCGCCUGGCUUCCUGCUCAAGCUCACCAACGACGACGAGCUCAUCUUCACCUUCACCUUUGUAAUGCGCCAGUCACAGUCGACCGUGCAGCCUGGGUCGAUGCCUACGGAUUCCCAGCCUUCAGCAACUGACACGAGCGUGUCUGGUCUGACGUACGUCUACGGCUCCAGCCCUCGAGAAGUCGAGAACCUCGUCACGCGAGAAUUUCAAGCCGAUCCCAAUCUACACAAAAACGCCAACGUCGAGCUAGUGGGGGACUAUACUACCAACGGAAGCCCUUCAGUAUCAUUCGAAUGGACGUGGAAGUGGAAACCGCCCAGAACAACAGAAGAUAGAGGAGGGGGCUGGAGAAACUUUUGCAGUUUUGUGGAGUAUGACUCUCGUGCUCACAGACUGCUCGCUCUUGCAAGCUUCUCCUACUUUGUCGCCGCGGACGAGCCAGUGUCGCCGCUGGUCGGCGCGCACGAUCAUAGUUUGAUGCUCCCUACAUUCGCUGGAAGUGCAGCAAAGGAACCUGUCAAGGUAGACGUCCCAUGCCCCAAACCAGGCGACGACAUGGCUGUGGGUGACGACGGGCCUGUCUUCCGUGCGACCCUAAAAGCUCUCGAGCAAAAGAACGGAAAUUUGCGCCUGCAGAUGAAAAAGGUACUGAAAAGGGCGGAACAGGCGCAUUACGCGCAGACCGAGGCAAACGAUGCUCUUGCCGCGUUCAUCGACGCUUUACGCGAAGCCUCUGCCACGAACGCCAAUGCUGUGCAACCAGCUGUUGAGCAUUACUUUGAUAAGAUUGCGCGGGAGAUUCUCUCAUACCAGCGCUCGAAUAACAAUAACCUCCAAAGAAUCAUUAUCGAUCCCAUGACAAAGCUUUAUCAGGUCGAUAUCAAGCAGGCAGAGGCAAAGCGUCGCGAAUUCGAUGAAGAGAGCAAAGACUAUUACAGUUACAUGUCGCGCUAUCUAGGUCAGCGUCAGGAUUCGGUCAAGGCUAAGAAGCUCGCCGACAGCGACUCGAAAUAUCAGAGCAAACGACGGACGUUUGAACUCAAGCGCUUCGACUACUCCAGCUUCAUGCAAGACCUUCAUGGGGGACGGAAAGAGCAAGAAGUGCUCUCUCAUCUCACCAAAUACGCGGACUCUCAGUCCAAGGGUUUCUUGGAUGCCGCCAAGAAGGUGGAGGCCCUCCUACCAGAGCUCGAGGCAUUGUCGAGCGAAGUCAUGGACGCGGACAAGGAGUACCAGUACCAGAGGCGCGAGCGCGAGGAGAAACGCCGUCUGCUAGAAAAGGGCAACACUCCUUAUCUGGAGCCUUCUGAAGCCACGACGUCCAACACCUACACGAUCCCGACUGCGGCGAAUGGUACGUCCCACCAGAACAGUGGAAACACCAGUACUUCGGACACAGAGCUGGGUCGCGCAGACAGCACUGGCUCACAACUGAGGAGCGUGCCCGCCGGUGGCCCUAAUCAUCCCGGCGAUCCUUAUGGAGCGGAAUUGUCAAGGUCACCUGGGAGUUUGGGCCAAGGCGCGACGUCGGGCUCUAAAUUUAAGGGGAUACGCGACCUCGAGGAGCGUCACGAGAGCUCCAACGCAGGAGUCACUCAACGCAAGGAAGGACUUCUCUGGGCGCUUGGACGCUCGAGCGGCCAUGUCGACCCUCGCAGUCUGAGUGGACAAGGCUGGCAUAAGUUCUGGAUUGUCCUCGACCAGGGUAAGCUUUCUGAGUACAGCAAUUGGAAACAAAGGCUGGAUCUGCAUACCGAGCCAAUUGACCUUCGCAUGGCAUCCGUCCGCGAAGCACGGAACCAGGAGAGAAGGUUCUGCUUUGAAGUUAUUACCCCAAACUCAAAGCGCGUCUACCAAGCCACAUCGGAAGAGGACAUGAACACCUGGAUUGUGUCCAUCAACAAUGCCCUCCAGAGCGCGAUGGAAGGUCGAAGUUACUCGGAGAAGCCAGGAAGCGGCGGCAAAUCUGGGGUCGAGUCGUCACUGAGGAGAGAUAUUGGUUCUGUCCUUACAGGCAAGUCACAGUCGCUCAGUCACGGUCAUCAUCAUGGGCACCACCAGCACUCGAGCUCGGGCAGCGGAAUGCCUGUCCGCAGAACCACAGUCGGUGCUAGACCGCAGGCAGUGCGAACCACAAGCUCUGGCUACGAGGAGACCCCCGACAGGCUGCUGAAGAUGGUCCGCGACUGCGAUCAGGGCAACACGUGGUGCGCCGACUGCGGAUCUGGGUCCAAGGUCGAGUGGGUUUCCAUCAAUCUCGGCAUCAUCCUGUGCAUCGAGUGCAGCGGCAUUCAUCGGUCGUUGGGGACGCACAUCAGCAAGGUUCGGUCUUUGACUCUGGACAUCAAAUCGUUCACCGUCGAUAUUGUCGAGUUGUUGCUACUGAUCGGCAACCGCGUGUCGAACAUGGUCUGGGAGGCCAGGCUCGAUCAGUCUCAGAAGCCCACGGCGCAGGCGACGCGCGAGCAACGCUUACGGUUCAUCACGUCCAAGUAUGUCGAUCAUGCAUAUGUCGAGCCGAUUUCAUCCACCCUGUCACGGUACGGGACGCCGGAUGAGACGCUUUUGGCCGCCAUCAAGAAGAACGAAAUUCAGCAGGUGCUGUACGCCCUGGCCCUGAGGGCCAAUCCCAACGUCGUGGAUAAGAUGAGAGGGACACAUGCUGUAUUCCUAGCUCUGGCCGCAGCAGACCCAGCCUCUCCUUCGCCAACGGCACCACAUAGCACUGCCGACGCCGACUCCAACAAGGUGGUGCCCUUCCCAGUCGCCGAGAUGCUCACGCAAAACGGAGCAGAGAUUCCGGCGACAAUGCCAGCCUUCCCGCUCGGUCGUCAUGCGCAGCUGUACAUUGACCAGAAGAGGGGCAAGUCUAUCGGUGGUCCCCAGGACGCAGUCCCGACUCUGCCUCCUAAUGUGAGUGCAAAUGAGAGGCUGCAGCGGGAGAAAGACAUACGCCUGGCGAAGCGGGUGAGUGCUGGUGGGAGGCUCGCCAAGUCACCCAUUCCGGAGAGAUAG
Molecule: messenger RNA, 3240 nt
Organism: Emericellopsis cladophorae
Lineage: Eukaryota; Fungi; Ascomycota; Sordariomycetes; Hypocreales; Bionectriaceae
Exons: 6
Coding region: 1-3240 (1079 amino acids)
Biological process (GO): intra-Golgi vesicle-mediated transport
Cellular component (GO): endosome; trans-Golgi network; cytoplasm
Molecular function (GO): GTPase activator activity; protein binding
Source: RefSeq, a predicted model, not a curated record